This is a messenger RNA of Acanthosepion pharaonis, 603 nucleotides long. The record is from the annotation of a GenBank genome assembly. Lineage: Eukaryota; Metazoa; Mollusca; Cephalopoda; Sepiida; Sepiidae.
AUGCGAUACUCAAUCUAUGUAUCGAUCUAUCUCGGCCUGUUUCUUUCUUUCUUUUUUUUACUAUCUCUUUCUCUCACUCUCUCUUUCUCUCUCUCUCUCUCUCUCUCUCUCUCUAUAUAUAUAUAUAUAUAUAUGUCUAUUCAUAUCAAUCUAUCUAUGGCAGUUUGCUCAUUAUCUAUCUAUCUAUCUAUCUAUCCCAGUUUGUUUGUUUCUAUCUAUCUAUCUAUCUAUCUAUCUAUCUAUCUAUCUAUCUAUCUAUCUAUCUAUCUAUCUAUCCCAGUUUGUUUGUUUGUUUCUAUCUAUCUAUCUAUCUAUCUAUCUAUCUAUCUAUCUAUCUAUGUUAAUAUUUUGUUCUUAUCAUUUCAUCUCUUUCGACUAAUUUCUCUCAAUUUUCUUUUUUUCUCUGUCUCUUUCUGUCUUUCUGUCUUUCUGUCUCUGUCUGUCUGCCUGUCUCUCUCUCUCUCUCUAUAUAUAUAUAAACGAACAUCGUUUGAUGAUAACCUGAUUUGUGAAACUGACCAUCUAUCGAUAUCAAUAUCUAUCUAUCUAUCUAUCUAUCUAUCUAUCUAUCUAUCUAUCUAUCUAUCUAUCUAUCUAUUUUAA